AUGCAUUGUGAUUUUCAGGACGACCCCUUCGGAAUUCUCCCACCGCUGAACCAGAUGCAUCACUCGCUGCCUCUGCGUUCGAUAUACCCGGCUGUAGUUGACAGUGAAGCUACUUAUACAAACUACACGCAGAAGUUCCAAGGAACGUUGGACUAUAUAUGCUUCACACAAAACUCUCUGAGAGGCCUCGCAGUGUCUAAUACAUACAGCUAUGAGGAGCUCAGCGCUGAGACGGCGUUGCCGAGCCCUACUCAACCGAGUGAUCAUAUACUUACUGUUGGUGUAUUUGCAUAUACGUAG
Perkinsus marinus ATCC 50983 is the source of this 300-nucleotide messenger RNA. RefSeq names its product carbon catabolite repressor protein, putative. The transcript is spliced from 2 exons. NCBI's taxonomy places the organism in Eukaryota, Perkinsozoa, Perkinsida, Perkinsidae. The record is from RefSeq and is a predicted model, not a curated record. Bases 1 to 300 code for a protein of 99 amino acids. Gene Ontology annotation, molecular function: 3'-5'-RNA exonuclease activity.